CCACGCCACUGAAUUUUUUCGACGUAAUUGAUAAACUAUAAAUUCGCAUCUCAUGCUCCUUCCCCUCAUCAUUGAAAGAAGGAAGUGCCAUAAUAACAUCCACAAUAGCGAUAAUUAUACAAUGCAGGUCAUGCAUCAGGCGAGAGUAGACCGGCUCACUACUUCAGAGUUCAACGAUGAAGAUAUUAACGGCUACGGGGAGUUGUUGCAAAAACGGGCAAACGAGCAGCGGUCUUACCCGCGGAUUAAAGUCCUCGAUUCUUUUUUUUACACCAGCUAUAAGUUACACGGCCCGCAACGUGUAGCUGGUCGAUUUAAAAGGACCGAUAUUCACGCACUAGAUUUUAUCUUAAUACCGUGCAAUUUCAAGGGCAAUCAUUGGAUCCUUUGCGUCGUUGAUCUGCGCGGUCGCUGUAUCAUCAUCUUCGACAGCUUAUUCAAAGCUGAGACCGCGCAGGUAGUCCUAAACGACGUAAAGCGAUUUAUGGGUUAUAUGUGUGAGAAGUCGUGGGGUAAUCUUUCGUGGAUAAACAUCUACGCGGCCAAAUGCCCCCAACAGCUCAAUCUUAAAGACUGCGGCCCUUAUUGUCUCGUAUUCGCUGAGGCUGUUUGCCGUCGCGCCAAGAUGAUCCUCCCCGAAGCGUUCCCAUCGGGUACGUCACUCCAACUCGAGAUCAUGCGUCAGCUGUUCGAGAGGGUUGUGGGGCCACUAUCCGAGAGCGCGGGGGAGCCAGAUCUACCGACACCUUUUCUUUGGCCGCCACGCGAGCAGUUUCAAUUUGUAGACCAGCCGCUCCCAGUAGAAGUUAAUAUGAUGCCGAACAUGCCAUCCACCGCGCCAAUCGAUUUGAUAACGCCCCCAUCUGACAGUCCGCCACCGCCACGAGUUCCAGAGCCCGAUUCUCUGGCCGCCUUAAGGAGAUUCGUCAGGGAAGCUCCAUUCAUGAUGAGGAUAGAUCGCCAGCGCCUGCGCUUCACUGACGGAAGUACAAUCAGGUUUUGGCCGGCUCAAGCGGAGGAAUACUUGAAAUCAAAGGACUGAGACGCAUAUAUAAUUUUAUCCUCAGCACUCUCCAGCAAAGGCAAGGCUCCGAACUUUCUCUUCCGCUACUCCAUGGGCACGAUACAAAAUGACCGUUUUCGUCUCCGGUCAUCUCGUAAAGC
Molecule: messenger RNA, 1164 nt
Organism: Bemisia tabaci
Lineage: Eukaryota; Metazoa; Arthropoda; Insecta; Hemiptera; Aleyrodidae
Source: RefSeq, a predicted model, not a curated record